AUGGUAUUCACGGUCCCGCAGUGCGCGGACACGGACAUGUGGGGCCCUCCCACGGAGUCCGCGGACCCGGACAAGGCGCUGACGUACGCGCCGUUCACGCGAUCGGACAAGCUCGGCCGCGCCGCGGACUGGAACCAGACCGGGUACGGCAAGUACAGCGGCACGAGGCACGGCUCCUCGCAGGGCGUGAGCACCGUGUUCAACUUUUUCGCCAACGACGACGACGCCGAGUUUUCCCUCGUGGACAACAAGCCCGCGCCGCGGACGCGCUUCGGCGGGCGCGGUCGGUUCCAGGGCGGCCGCGGCGGGUUCAUGCGGCGGAACCAGACCGAGUUCGUCGGCGGCGACGUCGGCCAGGGCGCGUCGCGCGAGCGCGCGCGUCAGCAACGCAUGCAGUCGAAGAAAUCGCAGCAGUGGAACACGUGGGCGCACAACCGCCAGCAGUGGGGGCGGGACCAGCAGACGUACUCCUCGAGCGUGGACAUCCGCCCGGACUGGGCGGUGCUCGAGCAGAUCCAGCUCGCGGGUCUCACGAAGAUGCAGCACGUCAAUGGCGAGAAGGGGGCGACGCUCGAGGCGGAGACGCUCGCGGAGCACGGGUCGUUGCGUUGGUUCGACAAAUCGUUCGAUCGCCUCACGCCGAAACUUCCCGCGGAGCUUCAGAAGACGAAGCUGAUGCACCACCGCGUCACCACGAGCGAGGACCCGACGCUGUGCGAGCUCGCGGAGAAGAACGCCGGGAACGUGUUCGCGACCGGGGACAUCGUCGCGGCGAUCAUGUGCGCCGCGCGGAGCGUCUACGGGUGGGACCUCGUCGUCACGAAAAAAGACGGCAAGCUCUUCUUCGACAAGCGCGACGAGGGCAACUUCGACAUGCUCACGGUCAGCGAGACUGGCCAGGAGCUCAUCACGGACGAGAAGGACAACAUCAACGGCGUUCCUCAGCUGAGCGCGGAGUCCACCGCGGCGGAUCACGAUUACUCGCAGCAGGCGUUGGACCUCUCGGAGAAGCCGCUCUCGUUUGGCUCGCCGUCGCCGCUAGCGGGGGACGACGCCGCGCCGGUGGGGUACCGCUACCGGAAGUGGGCGGUCGCGCCGGGCAUCACGCUCGUCGCGCGGUGCGAGUUCAACGGCGUCGUCGAGAGCAAAGGCUCGCGCGCGCUGCUUCAGAUUCGAGCGCUCACGGAGUACGAUUCGAAAAUCACGGGCGUGGACUGGCGGCAAAAGAUCGAGACGCAACGCGGCGCGGUGAUCGCCACGGAGCUGAAGAACAACGCGAACAAGCUCGCGAAGUGGACGUGCCACGCGUUACUCGCGGGCGCGGACCAGAUGAAGCUCGGGUUCGUGACCAGGACGCAUCCGAAGGACCCGGGGCAUCACGAGAUCGUCAACACGCAGACGUACAAGCCGAAGGAUUUCGCGCAGCAGAUCAACCUCACGGAGGGGAACAUGUGGGGCGUGUUCAAGAGCAUCGUGGAGUCGUGCAUGAAGAUGGAGGACGGGAAGUAUUUGCUCGUGAAGGACCCGAACAAGCCGAUCAUCCGGACGUACGAGGUGCCCUCGGACGCGUUCGAGGACGACUACGCGGACGAGCCGCUGCAGUGAUGACGAGACGAGGGGACGGACGCGAACGGGGCGGGGGAGGACGAGAGAGGCGCGCGGGGGGAUCGGGGCGCGGCGGCGCGCGUUCGUUCGAUCCGUUGUAAACAAACGAGAGAAUGCAUUUUACC
Messenger RNA from Micromonas pusilla CCMP1545, 1730 nucleotides. RefSeq lists its product as uncharacterized. Gene Ontology annotation, cellular component: eukaryotic translation initiation factor 3 complex; cytoplasm. Gene Ontology annotation, molecular function: translation initiation factor activity. The record is from RefSeq and is a predicted model, not a curated record. Bases 1 to 1605 code for a protein of 534 amino acids. NCBI's taxonomy places the organism in Eukaryota, Viridiplantae, Chlorophyta, Mamiellophyceae, Mamiellales, Mamiellaceae. The transcript has 2 exons. Gene Ontology annotation, biological process: translational initiation.